CACCCCCAAGCAACUAGGAAAAAUCAAGAGAGGAAAACUGGAGCAACCUUUUCCUUGUUAGUACUCAAUGGACUCGAGCUCCAGCUGCAGGUCGCCAGCUCGAUUCACCCUGGGGAAGCAGUCCUCGCUGGCGCCGGACCGGGAAGGUUCGGCUGGCGAAGCCAUAGGGGCGGAGAUAGAACCGAGGGUGAGGCUAAUGUACAUGGCUAACGAAGGGGACUUGGAAGGAAUUAAGGAGCUGUUGGACUCUGGCACCAAUGUCAACUUCAAAGACAUCGACGGUCGGACAGCUCUCCACGUCGCCGCUUGCCAGUGCCUUACCGACGUCGUCCAAUUGCUGCUUGAUCGCGGCGCAGAUGUCGACGCCAGAGACCGCUGGGGCAGCACUCCGCUUGCUGAUGCGGUGUACUAUAAAAACCAAGAUGUGAUCAAGCUUUUGGAGAAGCAUGGUGCGAAGUCUCCGAUAGCUCCAAUGCAUGUUCAAAAUUCUCGUGAAGUGCCAGAGUAUGAGAUUGAUUCUAGUGAGCUUGAUUUUUCUAACAGUGUCCAUAUCACAAAGGGAACAUUUCGCGUAGCAUCUUGGCGGGGCAUUAAAGUUGCUGUUAAAACACUUGGAGAGGAAGUUUUUACUGAUGAGGACAAAGUUAAGGCAUUCAGGGAUGAGCUUGCAUUGCUUCAGAAGAUACGCCAUCCAAAUGUUGUCCAAUUUUUGGGUGCUGUAACCCAAAGCAGUCCGAUGAUAAUUGUUACAGAGUACUUACCUAAGGGAGAUCUUCGAGCAUAUUUGAAGCAAAAAGGUGCAUUAAAGCCAACAACUGCUGUUAAGUUUGCACUUGAUAUUGCUAGGGGAAUGAAUUAUUUGCAUGAGCACAAACCUGAAGCAAUAAUUCAUCGGGAUCUUGAGCCUUCAAAUAUACUGCGCGAUGAUUCUGGGCAUCUGAAAGUUGCAGACUUUGGAGUCAGCAAGCUGCUCAAAGUUGCAAACACAGUUAAAGAAGACAAACCAGUGACAUCUCAAGAGACUUCUUGCCGAUAUGUUGCACCAGAAGUUUAUAGAAACGAAGAAUAUGAUACUAAAGCAGACGUGUUUUCAUUCGCUUUGAUCUUACAAGAGAUGAUUGAAGGUUGUCUACCAUUUCAUUCAAAGCAAGAAAAUGAAGUCCCUAAAGCAUAUGUUGCAAAUGAGCGCCCACCAUUUCGAGUUCCUGCAAAGUACUAUUCUCAUGGGUUAAAGGAGUUAAUUGAGGAAUGCUGGAGUGAGGAGCCAUUCAAGAGACCACCAUUUAGGCAGAUAAUUACAAGGCUGGAUCACAUAAGUAACCAACUUGCUCAUAAGGGGCGUUGGAAGGUUGGACCGCUUAAGUGUCUGAAGAACUUUGAGAACAUGCUGAAGAGAGAUCGUUUGAAUCCUAGCAGUCGUUUAUCUCGCUCCACAACCAGAUGCUGAAUUUUUAUAAGCUUUCUUGAUCUUAAUAAACAACAAAUGUACAUAUAAUCUGGCCUUUAUUUCAGUUUAGUUCUCCAAUCGGGUCAUUUUGCGUAUGUUGUUGUGUUCAUCUCUCACUCCAUUUGACUUGCUUUUUAUAUGUAUGUAGACAAAGAUCCAGCAUCUCGAGCAUCCUUGUUGAUAGCUUUGUUUGGAAAUGUUAAACAUUUUGUGGGAAUGCAGA
Messenger RNA from Theobroma cacao (cacao), 1670 nucleotides. RefSeq names its product Integrin-linked protein kinase family. The record is from RefSeq and is a predicted model, not a curated record. Lineage: Eukaryota; Viridiplantae; Streptophyta; Magnoliopsida; Malvales; Malvaceae. Gene Ontology annotation, molecular function: protein binding; protein serine/threonine kinase activity; ATP binding. Gene Ontology annotation, biological process: protein phosphorylation.